AUGUAUCAUAUUUUCGUUGGAUUUUUUUUUUAUCUCUUCCGCUUCCACAUGUUUUCGUGCUUUUCGUCACGUUUCCUUGUUUUUUUCUUGCAUUAUCGUUUUCAAUACUCUGUUCAUAUCUAUCUAUCUAUCUAUCUAUCUAUCUAUCUAUGGAUUCUUAGUUUCCUAAAUAUCAACACGUCUGAUGUUUAUCGACAUUUUCCACCAUUCUACAAAAAGGAGGCCCUCCUCACUCUUAAAGUUCUUUUCAAUGCUCUGUUCACAUCUAUGUGGAUUAUUUUUUUCAAUACUCUGUUAAUAUCUAUCUAUCUAUCUAUCUAUCUAUCUAUCUAUCUAUCUAUCUAUCUAUCUAAGUCUAUUCAGCAUCUAUCUAUCUAUCUAUCUAUCUAUCUAUCUAUCUAUCUAUCUAUCUAUCUAUCUCAGUUUAUUAAGUAUCUAUAUAUCGAUCCUUGUGGAUUUUUGAAAUCUAUAGUCUUUCAUAUAAAUAUGAUGUAUCCAUAUACACCCUUUCAUAUAGGACUCCAUAAGCCCUUACAUGGGUAUAUAUGUGAUAAUGCAUACGCUUUCAAGCUAUAUAUAGCGAUCUAUCUAUCUAUCUAUCUAUCUAUCUAUCUAUCUAUCUAUCUAUCUAUCUAUCUAUCUAUGUCUGUCUGUCUAUCUGUUUCCUACUUAUUCGUUUUCCUAUCAUUUUGUCGUAUUCCUAUCUAUCUAUCUAUCUAUCUAUCUAUCUAUCUAUCUAUCUAUCUAUCUAUCUAUCUAUCUAUCAAAAAUAUCCCUAUCUAUCUAUCUAUCUAUCUAUCUAUCUAUCUAUCUAUCUAUCCAUAUAUAUAUCAUGACUUUACAAUUAGUUUCUUUACCGAUGAUUAG
This is a messenger RNA of Acanthosepion pharaonis, 867 nucleotides long. Lineage: Eukaryota; Metazoa; Mollusca; Cephalopoda; Sepiida; Sepiidae. The record is from the annotation of a GenBank genome assembly.